AUGUCUUUCACGGAGACAGUUCGUCUGAAAUUAUACUGGAAUACUACUUAUACAACUGAACCUGAUGGGACUAUCACGGUACAGCGGGAUGCGCCGGACGGUUAUCUUAUCAUUGAUCGUAUGUUAGAUUUCUCGGAACUUGUUGAUAAGGUAUUAAGUGUGAUCGGAGUUGAUAGAGAAGGGCUUUAUAUUGAUUUUUCUUUGGUAUGGACGGAGAGGUCAGGAAAAAGGUCUCGUGUGCACAUUAAUGAUGAUAAUACUGUUCGGUUCAUUUAUUUUUGUGCUGAUAAAUGGCCAGAAUUGUACCCUGAAAAAGUUGAGAGAACAGGCCAUGUUUAUGCAAGUACAUCUGGCCAGGAUAUUGGUGCCAGCACUAGUGGUGGUAGAACAGUUGAAGACAAUGAAGAUGGAGAUGAAGAUGGAGAUGAAGAUAAAGAUGAAGAUAAAGAUGAAGAUAAAGAUGAAGAUGCAGAUGAAGAUGAAGAUGUCGGGGUGUCGAAAGCAGUGAUGAUGAUCCCAUAUGUUUUCGACGACAUAAGUGGAUGGGACAAGACUUUAGAGGAAGUAGAAAACGAUGGAAUUAAAAUGUGGGAUGGCAAUCCGUUGACGCUAGGCCUUGAUAUACAUUUUGCCAACAAGCCUGAGGCACAAGCGGCAGUGGGAGAAUGGAACUUGGUACAUGGUCGGACUUUCCGGGUGAAAACGAGCUCUAAACGAACAUGGUAUGUCGAAUGCGAGACGUGUGGACCUAAAUAUCCGAAAGAGCGCCUUCACGGCUAUGAUUGUCUGUGGAAGGCGCGAGUUUCGCUACAGAAGGCCACCGAUACUUGGAAAAUGGUGGCAAACAUUGAUAUGAUCCAAAAAUGUCAGACUGUUCUACCUCCUACUCCAAUGAAACUGUAUGAAGAGGCCCGGAAGAAAUCAUUGAGGCAAAAGGUCAACCAGUUUAGCAAGAGAAACCAGAAGUACGAAGUGGUUACAAUAGCACCUGAUAAUCAACCAUGGAAGGCUGACGAGAAGCAAGUUGUGCUGGCUUGCCCAUAUGCAAGAGUUUGCGCACGAUGUGGAAGUUUAGAUCAUGAUGCUGUCGAAUGCCCUUUUUCUCAUCCACCUGCUGACAGGACCGGUAUUGAUAAACUGUAUGAUCCAUAUGGAAUUCAUGCGAGCCCGUUGUUUUGUUGGAUGGCUCGUUGGCGGAUUACUGUUCUCAAACACUACGAGAAACAGUUUUCCUCUCGAUCUUGUGCAUUUUCUUCAUACUCCCGAGAUUUGCUCGAGUACGGUUGGGGUAGUGCGGCACUAUGUUACUUGUACCGCAAAGAUGUCCAGUCAUCUCUGGCCGCUUCUGCCAAGGCUAUUACCGGCUGUGUGAUUCUUCUUCAGCUCUGGGCCUGGGAGCGGAUUUUGAUGGUUCAGCCCAAGAUACUGGGUAGGGAUCUCGAUCUAUCUGAUUGUCCAUUGGGCACGAGGUGGUCCCGCGAGAAAAAAGUUCAAGGUAUCACGCGGUUUAAUUUGGCCGCGUAUCGGGAUCAGCUUGCAGUUCUCGCAGAGUCUGAUUUUGUCUGGAUGCCGUACACGACUCUUUUGGGUCGUAUUGCCAGGGUUUGUCUUGUGGGACAGGGCAUAUGGCGAUCUCAGACAUGGCUCAUCUGCGGUGAUGUCGUUGCGCCACACAACCCCAGUAGGGUAUUUCGCCAAUUUGGUUAUCACCAGUGGAUACCUGGCGACGCAUUACUUCUCACUGCGGCGGAAAUUACUAGCCUGCUCAAGAGGAAGCCGUUUGGAGGAUCCGAUAGGAGAUGGUUACAACAACUAGGGAUAUAUCUCCAGGUUUGGAAUGAUCGCCACGGCCAAGUUGUGGGGACUGAUGAUCUUUAUGUUGGCGAGCCUUCCGCAGAUCCGGAGUAUCUCUUGUGGUACCAUCAGGUUACUGUGAAGUAUGUUACGGAUCCGACGGACUCUGAAAAUGCGAGGGGUUUUCACGGUUCUGCAGAGACCUUGCGCCUCAUGGCCACAUUGAUGGAGGACGUUCGUAGUCUGAGUAUUAUAGGCCAGCGUACUUUCGACGCGGACUCCUUUGGUUAUGAUCGCUUAGGCGAGAUUGCCCAGGUUGCUGAGCGGGCGUUGUCCGUCAAUGCAACAAAUGUUGUACGGCACGAUCUCGAUAGGCAUGUUGAGAGUUCGCUAGAUGGCCAAUCGAUACAUUACACGAGUAACUUUCUUUCGAGUAUGUUCGAGGGUGUUGCGGGUCAGCAUCAGGCUGAUAACCCAGCUGAGGGUGAGCGUGAGAGUCAGGGUGAGGAUGAGGCUGAGGAUGAGGCUGAGGAUGAGGAUGAGGAUGAGGCUGAGGAUGCAGACCAGGAUGAUCAGUUUGAGGGUCAGGGUUAUCAGCGCCAUGAGGAGCAGGGAUCGAGUCAGACUCUAGGGACUCCACCGUUGGCUGCCUAUCAACCUGAUAACAUGUGGGUGAAAUGGAUGCAUGGGGUGUAUUUAAAAGAAGAAACUGUGUGGGAUAGGCAACCAAAGCUGGAUUCCUGUUGGCACUGGAAUAAAUUGUUAAUGUUGAAGGACAUGAUUAAAAGUGAAGUGGAAGGGAACAAAUGGAAGAAUCCUGUUCCUGGAAAAUACACUAUUAGUUCUAGAUAUAAGUGGUUAAUGGUAGAUCAGCAGCCAUGUCCAGCUUCUGUGUUUAUUUUGUUACGUUAUAAUGUGCCAAAGCAUUCAAUUAUUACCUGGAUUUGUUGGAGGAAGAGGCUAUUAAUCAAGGAUCGAAUCAGUAAAAUCAUGUUGGCAGUGGUUGAUCCUGUCUGUGUUCUAUAUCACCAGAGCCAGGAAGAUGCAAAGCAUUUAUUCUUCUACUGUAGUUUUUCUAUUGAAGUUUUGAAUGCAGUGAAUCAGUGGCUUCAAAUCAAGUUACAUUGUAAUCAGAAUGGAUGGAGAAGAAAAAGUGUUUGCAUUUGGAGAACUUCAAAAUUGAAAAAGGAAAGUGCUCUUUGCUGCACCUAG
Molecule: messenger RNA, 3006 nt
Organism: Oldenlandia corymbosa var. corymbosa
Lineage: Eukaryota; Viridiplantae; Streptophyta; Magnoliopsida; Gentianales; Rubiaceae
Source: the annotation of a GenBank genome assembly